CACCAUCACCAGCCAGUCAGAGACGCUCUCCAGGUCAUUCCGCAGUGGGGCCGGCCUGCAAAUGACGAAGUUCUCUUAAGGUUCUUUAUUCUCCUGCUGCUCUUUAUUGACGCUUGAACUGAUUUGGGGUAGACAGAGCCCGCUGCUCCCUUCCGGUCCGACACCAACCCCCCCACGCGGCCGGUUCCAGCGCUUCCUCCACAGUCAACGGUCGCGAUCCGACUCCGUUCUCUCCUCUCUUUUUUGGCCUCUCUCCCUCUCUUUUCCCCGUGGCACAGCGCCCAACCCGGCUUCUGGUGCUUCCUUUUCUGACUUCGUUCUGUGUUCUUCAUCUAUGGACGAAAUCACAUCUGCUCCUGAUCAACGCCAUGGCGGCUCCGGCGAAUCAUCAAUUGAGGGUGCUCGAUACCAUCUCCAACUCCAACCCGAGACCGACGACCAGAUAACCUCUCAGCUCACCAACGACGACAACGCCUCCCUCGACUUCGGCGACGAUGAACCUAUUCAGGGGAACAAUUUUGCCUUUACUCCUACGCAGCUUCACAAACUCGUGACUGCAAGGAGUCUUCCCGCGCUUCGCGCCUUUGGCGGAUUGUUGGGCUUGGCUGCAGGUCUGCGCACCGACAUAUCAUCCGGUCUCAGUGCCGACGAGACGACCCUCGAUGGCACCGUUACCUUUGACGAGGCUGUGGCCUCUGGCCGCCUAGAACGACCUCCUGUUCUCUCAGCAGCCUCGCCUCCCCCGCCGUCGCCGCUACUCCCCAAUGGCCUUUUCGAACAUCGCGAUAAUCACUAUGCCGACCGAAAACGAGUGUUUGGUGUUAAUCGUCUUCCCCAAAUAGCCCAGAAAUCUUUCUUGAGGCUACUUUGGAUAGCGUUCAACGACAAACUGAUCAUCUUGCUCACCAUCUCGGCUUCCAUAUCGCUCGCCAUCGGCAUCUACCAGUCGGUCGACAAGUCAAUUGAUGCUUCGCGCGUUGAAUGGGUGGAUGGUGUCACCAUCGUUGUUGCUAUCCUCGUCAUCAUAAUCGCUAGCGCUGCUACCGACUGGCAAAAGAACCAUAAGUUCAAAAAGGUCAAUGAACGCAAGCAGCAAAGAGAUGUUACGGUUAUGCGUUCGGGCAGGCUGAAGCGCAUAUCUGUGUAUGAUGUCGUCGUCGGUGAUAUCAUGCAUCUCGAAGCUGGUGACGUGGUGGCCGUGGAUGGUGUUCUUGUUCAAGCCUCGAGCCUUCAGAUGAACGAAUCCGCCAUAUCUGGAGAGUCAGACCUUGUUCACAAAUCUGUCCCGAACCACUAUGAUCCAUUCCACACAGUCCAGGCCGACCCAUUCAUCCUGAGCGGAACUACUGUUGCCAGUGGAGUAGGCCAUUAUCUUGUCACAGCUGUCGGUGUCAACUCUACCUACGGCCGCGUUCUCAUGUCUCUGAGAGACGAUGUCCAGGAGACGCCACUACAGGCCAAGCUCGGCCGCCUUGGUAAACAGCUCAUCGUCAUCGGCGCUAUUGCUGGAUCCCUUUUCUUCCUGAUCUUGUUCAUCCGCUUCAUGAUCAGGCUGAAGGACCUGACAGGGGGCCCCUCCGACAAGGCCGAGGAUUUCUUGCAUGUGCUAAUCCUGUCUAUCACGGUCGUUGUUAUCACUGUUCCUGAGGGUCUGGCUUUGAAUGUCACGAUCGCGCUAGCCUUUGCAGCAAAGCGUAUGCUUAGAGACAACAAUCUGGUGCGGCUGAUCCGAUCAUGCGAGAUCAUGGGCAAUGCAACCUGUGUUUGCUCCGACAAGACAGGCACUCUCACCCAGAACAAGAUGACUGUUGUUGUUGGACGCAUCGGCCUCGAGUCCUACUUUGACGAUACCGACCUUGGCGCCCCUGACCCCGAUACGUCCAUGUCCCGCGCCUCGACCAUCAAGUGUGACAGCUCGGUGGAUCUUGCAAAGUCAUUGUCACCAGAAUCGAAGAGGUUGAUCAAGGACAGUAUCGCGCUGAACUCGACAGCAUUUGAGAACGACGACUCUGGCUCCAUGGCCUUUGUGGGCUCAAGCACUGAGACAGCUCUACUGCAAUUUAGCCGUGAACACUUGGGUAUGGAUUGCUUGGCUGAGGAGAGAGCCAACAGCCCAAUCAUCGCCAUUCUUCCCUUUGACUCGUCUCGGAAAUGGAUGGCAGUUCUCAUCAAGCUCCCCAAUGGUCGAUAUCGACUAUUGGUCAAGGGUGCCGCAGAGGUUGUCUUGGAGUAUAGUGCCUUCAUUGUGUCGGAUCCCACCUUCAGAACACCCAUUGUCCGCAUGUCAGAGACAGAUCGUGAAAGCCUUCGCAACACCAUCCAGGACUACGCUUGCAGAAUGCUGCGACCGGUGGCCUUGGCCUAUCGGGAUUUCAGCGAAGAGGACAUCUUCGAGGGCCCCGAGGAUGAUCCGGACGCCAUCAACCUCGAAUGGCUAGCCUCUGGACUGAUCUGUAUUGGCGUGUUUGGAAUUCGCGAUCCCCUUCGCCCCGAGGUUGUUGAGUCUGUUCGACAGUGCCAAGCUGCUGGAGUCUUUGUUCGCAUGGUCACGGGAGAUAACUUCUUGACGGCCAAGGCGAUAGCGGCCGAGUGCGGCAUCUACACGGCUGGUGGUAUUGCUAUGGACGGACCUACGUUUCGAGAUCUGUCUCCAGAGCAGCUGGACGCCGUCAUCCCACGGCUACAAGUUCUUGCUCGAUCGAGCCCCGAGGAUAAGCUGCUUCUCGUAUCUCAUCUGAAGCGCAUGAACGAGACGGUUGCGGUGACAGGUGACGGUACUAACGAUGCCCUGGCUCUCAAGGCUGCGGAUGUUGGAUUUGCAAUGGGCAUCCAAGGCACAGAAGUGGCCAAGGAAGCGGCUUCGAUUAUCCUGCUCGACGACAACUUUGCGUCAAUUGUCAAGGCUCUGGCCUGGGGAAGAACAGUCAACGAUGCGGUCAAGAAGUUCUGCCAGUUCCAAUUCACUAUCAACAUCACUGCAGGCAUCAUCACGGUUGUUUCCGAGCUCGUUGGUGAUGCCAUCUUUACUGUGGUUCAGCUGCUCUGGAUCAACCUCAUCAUGGAUAUCUUCGCCUCGCUUGGUUAUGCCACCGACCAUCCGUCACCGGAUUUCUUGAAGCGGAAGCCCGAGCCUCGCAACGCCCCUAUUGUCAGCAUCACCAUGUGGAAGAUGAUCCUGGGCCAAGCCAUGUACCAGCUGGCAGUCGUCUUCACUGUGCAUUACGCCGGAUGGGACUUGUUCAACCCCGACACCGAGUUUGAGAUCGAGAAGCUUCAGACUCUGGUGCUCAACAUCUAUGUGUGGAUGCAGUUCUUCAACCAGCACAACUGCCGCCGGGUAGACAACAAACUCGAUAUCUAUUACCAGGGGAUCCUGCGCAAUCCAUGGUUCAUUGGAGUGCAACUCAUCACGGUGGCGGGUCAGUUCGUCAUCAUUUUUAAGGGUGGUGAAGCGUUCGACACCAGUCCGCUUACAGGUGCCCAAUGGGGAUGGAGCUUGCUGUUUGGUAUCAUGUCGAUUCCAUUGGGUGCGUUGAUUCGCCAAAUCCCGGAUAGCAUCGUUCAAGAUCUAUUCACCAUGAUCUCGCACGCGUGGUACGCCGUCUGGAGACCACUUCGUGCGUUCCUCUCGAAGAUGUUUUGCUGUGGCAGGCGCAAGAAGACAGAUGAAGAGCAACAGCAACAGCAACAAGGGCCCCAAGAGAUGGGACACGUGGAAAACAUUCUCCACAGGAUGCACUUGACGCCUGGACCCGAAGAGGAUGAGACCCCUAUGACGGCGGAGCAGAGGGAGGCACUAGAGAGCUCAGACAGGAGGAGAAAAGCCCAGGAGACGGAAAAGCAGCCCAGAGAGAUAGACCUGCUUGGUCUUGUGGAGGCAGCCAAGUUGGGACGAGAAUAUGCUGGUGCAACUCUGGAGCUUCACCCAAAGACACUCAAGGACGACCCCAUUUUGAGAACGAGCGAUGGUACGACGAUACCACCAAGCCAAGAUGCCCGGUUUAUGAGAUUUGUGGCAUUGAACAAGGCUCGGCGGCCGCAACCUUCGAGAAGGCAAUCGCUUCGAGGACCACGACGAGAAGCGCAACAACAACCUCGCCAACAGCAGCAGCAACAGCAACAGCAGCAGUCGUGGAGGAGGCAUUUUACAUGGGAAGCACUGUUGAGAUCUAAGAGAAGAUGA
This is a messenger RNA of Fusarium keratoplasticum, 4183 nucleotides long. RefSeq names its product Calcium-transporting ATPase. The record is from RefSeq and is a predicted model, not a curated record. Gene Ontology annotation, molecular function: P-type calcium transporter activity; ATP binding; ATP hydrolysis activity. NCBI's taxonomy places the organism in Eukaryota, Fungi, Ascomycota, Sordariomycetes, Hypocreales, Nectriaceae. Gene Ontology annotation, biological process: calcium ion transmembrane transport; intracellular calcium ion homeostasis. Gene Ontology annotation, cellular component: intracellular membrane-bounded organelle; membrane. Bases 335 to 4183 code for a protein of 1282 amino acids. The transcript has 2 exons.